CUGACUCAGCCUCAUACCAGUGCACUUACUCAUCGCCCAGCUUAGUUUAAAUUCCAGUUGUUAACCGUAUAUCUUCUGUGAUUUUGUAUACUCUAAACUACCAUUUGAAUAUCUCUGCUAGUAACUACACUUCUUAUAUCCCUCUCCUGUCUGUCAUUCUGCUAUAAACCGAGUAUGCAGCCUAGAUCAUGCCUUUUCAGUAUCGUCGUCGCAGUCGCAACGGCAUCUCCUAGUGUGAAGCUUGAUGCAGGAAUUCUUCAUGGCGCACAAUGUGCAAACUCACCUGCUGUAGUCUAUCGCGGAGUUCCAUACGCGCAGCCACCAGUCGGUCAACUACGCUUCAAAUCUCCAGAACCAAUUCGGGUCUACCCUGAUGGUCAUCUCGAUGCAACGAAGGCGGCAGCGCCGUGCAUCCAAUUCAUUUCUCAAUUCAAGGUCAAUGAACCUCCCAUGUCGGAGGACUGUUUGUACUUGGAUGUAUAUAUACCACCCAAAAUCUCUGCAGGUGUGAAACUACCCAUCAAAGUGUUUGCGUAUGGAGGAGCAAAUGCGGCGGGUGGUAUCUCCUACCCGCUUUACGAUGGCUGUAACCUCGCCACUGACGCCAUUGUGAUUGUAUUCAGCUAUAGGCUAGGUCCUCUCGGGUUCCUUGGAUUACAAUCUGCCGGUAUUCAGGGCAACAUGGCCAUUGAGGAUUCUCUGCUGGCUUUGCGAUGGGUCCAAGAAAAUGCCCGUGCUCUCGGUGGCGAUUCUAAUCAAGUGCUGCUAUUUGGGCAAAGCGCGGGUGCACACAACAGUUUCGUCAUGUCUACUCUCCCUCAAGCGAAAGGGCUUUUCUCGAGUCUCAUUCUGGAGUCUGGUGGUGGUCAAGACGUCAUGACUCGCGAAAACCUUCAACAUAUCAGCACCAUGUAUGCUGAUCUCUUAAACUGUACUGGACUGAAUCAAUUACAUUGUUUGCAAACGCAAUGCAUUGAGAAUAUAACAACCGCGUACAGCAAGUUGCCGCUGCUUGGCCCUGUAGACGCCAUAAGUCAGCGUUUCGCCAUGACCCUUCCCAACACGGUUUCCCUUGCUAAGCCUGCGAUUGACGGGGAAAUUGUCAGACAAGAUCCAUUACUUGUUGGACCACAAGUUCCUAUCCUUGCUGGAUCUAAUGAGAACGAGAGUUCUCUUUUUGUGUAUCCUCUCUACAAAAGUUACAAUGGCACAUAUAACCAAACGACAUAUGAUGAUUUCAUUGCCGAAUGGGGCCCUGUAAGUGAAGACAUCGGCGCUGCAUACCCUCUCAGCAAAUUCAACAUUAGUGCAAGCCCGAAGGCGAAUAUACUGAUCGCCAUCACUCACGUUCUUUCAAUGGCUAGCUUCAUUUGCCAGCCUCGAAGAGCUCUUUUGGCAGCAAAGGCCGCUGGCAUGCCAACUUAUAGCUAUCGCUUCGGUCGGACUCCUAGUUGCCCUUGGCUUUAUGUGGACGGAGAGAAUGUUCCUCCAAAAGAAUUUGAAGAGGCCUUUGGAGCCGCUCACACCAGUGAAAUCUCGUUUGUUUUUGGCAAUAUGGACCAAAUGCCCUUUGGAACUGGUACAUGCAAUAGCAGUUCAUUCGACAAGAGUAUUAGUCAAACAUUGAUCGCCGCUUGGUCUUCAAUGGCUACCUCAAGAUCACCUUCAACGCAGGAACUACCUUGGCCGCAAUUUGAAAAAUGCAGCCAUCAAGGUUUACAUAUAACCAACGAAGCGAUGGCAAUAUCUCCAAUAGACUUUUCCGAGUGUAAGUUUUGGGAUAGGAUCUAUACUAAGUUGGGGAGUGUCGGUGUGCGACCGAGUAAGUAGAAAUAAGUUUACACUAGUGAAUAGUACUGUAACGGGCUAGGCACGUGGUGGUCUCGGGUAGCUCUCGACCAUCUGUCACGUAGCUGUCUAGGUAUUACGAGAAAAGUUCGCCAAACAUAAUGCUAUUGUUAACUCUUCUAUAUAUGAGAUAGAAAGAAGACAACAAACUUGAAUAAGGACAAAUCCCUCUCCUCCUUCCACAGUUCACUUCUCUAUUUGUAUACAAGGCUGUUGUGGUCCUGCCAGCUAGCGGCCUUCCUUUGCCAGCUGGCAAACACUUGUUGUUGAAGCUUCUUUAUUGCCAGCUAGCAAGCGAACACGUCGCGUAGCAACUAUUUCGACAUCGUGACUGUCGUGAGUGUUGUGACCGACAGACUAUAGAGUGAUAGAAUUCAUAGUAUUCCACUCCGGCUUGCUUCUGAAUUAUUCAUCAAUCCCAACUGGUUUCACGCAUUGAUUCGGACCGAGGAGAUCGCCAAGGAGGUCGUCGCU
Molecule: messenger RNA, 2322 nt
Organism: [Torrubiella] hemipterigena
Lineage: Eukaryota; Fungi; Ascomycota; Sordariomycetes; Hypocreales; Clavicipitaceae
Source: the annotation of a GenBank genome assembly